AAGGGUAUGACGAGGAAGAAGGAGGAGGAGGAGGAGAAGAAGAAGAAGAAGAAGAAGAAGAAGCAGCAGCAGCACAAGGAGGAGGAUGCACAAGUUACAUCUGACAAGAUCACCGACAAGAUGGAAACAAAGGAGGAGCAGGAAGAGGAGGAGGAGGAUGCACAAGUUACAUCUGCCAAGAUCACCGAGAAGAUGGAAACAAAGGAGGAGCAGGAGGAGGAGGAGGCGAGGAGGCAGCAGGCGGCGAGGAAGAUGAUGCUGGCCCAUGACUUCUUGCAUCUCUCCUCCAAUAUCCUGGCCAGACCCUGCUGUUACAGAAAUGAGUUGGCAAUGAUGAUUACGGAGGAGGAUGAGCAGGAGGAUGAGAGGCUGAGGGAGGCCAAGAGGCAUGCAGAGAUGGAGGAGAGGGAGGCGGAGAUGGAAGCAGAAAGGAAGGCAGAGAGGGAGAGGGAGCGGCUGAGGGAGAGGAGCAAGCAGAGGAAGGCGAAUAGGGAGGCAAAGAGGAAGCAGAUGCUGCACAAGGAGCGCAUUGUGGAGGAGGAGCAGUGCAUUGUGGAGCACAAGGAGCCCAUUGUGGAGGAGGAGCACGCAGACGAGCAGGAAGCAAAACCCCCAAAGGAGCAACUUAAAGAAUGGAUGGAUAACCAUCUGGGAUUUUUUGCAGGCUACCGUACAGACUGGGAAUACUCGAGUGGCAGCAAGCCGGGUCAGUGUGGUGAAUUCGAAGAUAAAACCACAUUGAGUCCCAUGCAGUUUACGCACUGCAUACCCGGUAUCAUCCCGCCCCGUGCCGCUGUCAUUGAGAGCACCUUGCAGAUCUAUUCCUUCAAAAUUACAGGACUAAGUGACGACCUGAAGUGGCCACUCAAUGUGUAUGGUGUGAUCGCUGCCCGAGACACCGUGGACCACAACCGCAACCUUCUCUUCUCUCGGUCAAGUAUUAUGCGCCAAGUACUCACGUCUGAAAAUGAUUGUUCUCUGUGCUUGACUGGCCCGUCUCGUGCUAUUCUAGCCAUGGACCCUGUUGAUUUUGAAGUCGAACUAAGAGUACAUGAUGGCUGUGAUCCUAGAGGUGAUGGGCUCAAUGAUAGAGAAUUGAUCUAUGUUAGCAGCCGCUACGAGGUAGCACCCAGCGCAGAUUUGGUUUGGGCUGUUUGUUGUGUUCUGCGACUUACAAAAUACAUUCAGGGAUCAAAAGCCACUGUACGUUUAUGAAGCAGCGUCAUUGUGGAGUGUAAGCAUCCUGAGCUGAGCCUAUGUAUGGGCUAGCCUAUUAUUGUUUCUCCCUUUUGAUUUUCAAGAUUUGGGUAUCAGCUGAUUCCGUCGGUCGGUAUACUGAAGAAACUGAUGCAGAUUGGGUCUGAUUGUCUGAUGCCAUGGGCGAUUUUCGUGCCGCUGCCUCGGCAACAAGUGACAGUGAGUUAACGAGUUGGUAUUCUUCUCUUGUUAAGACUGAGAGACAUAGAUACCAGAGGUUUUAUUGUGAUGAGCUACUUGACCUGCAUUUAACAACACCCUUGCUGCAUACAAAAUCUGCUCUUGUAUUAGUUAACAAGCUAUCCAAUCGCCUGUGUACCACCCAUUGUUCAGUCGCUCAACGGAAACAUCACACGAACUGUAGCCCAUUAUCGUGCGUGCCGCAGCUGGGUGCAAUUCAACCUGUCCGGACCACCCACCUGAUGACCAUCGUCACACAGGUGAAGGCAGCAUCCUCUCCCAAAUCCACACAACCAAAGUGCCCAAAGAAUAGAGUGGUUAAUCUCUCGGCCAGGAGAAUCCACACAACCAAAGUGCGCAAAGAAUAGAGUGAUUAAUCUCUCGGCCAGGAGAAAGCCGAGGCAUGCUCUACUAACUGCUGAAAUUCUCUUACGGUUCUGUUAUCCAGCUCAUCCUCCCGAGUUAUUUUUAGCUACUCCCUCUUUAAAUGAAUAUAAGAGCGUUCACCAUUAUUAAAUUAGGGCAUGUUUGGAUUGGAUGUAUUUAAGUAUUUAAUUUACAGGUGUAACUUACAGGGCUAGUACUAAUUUCUGCCUGGAAACAACAAAACGACAGGGGAAGAUCUGUAUUAUUUACAAGUGUAUUGCUGAGGGAAACGAUAUUCCAAACAUGGCCUUAGUGA
Hordeum vulgare subsp. vulgare (domesticated barley) is the source of this 2119-nucleotide messenger RNA. Its product is annotated as troponin T, cardiac muscle-like. The transcript has 5 exons. The coding region runs from base 7 to 1215 and encodes 402 amino acids. NCBI's taxonomy places the organism in Eukaryota, Viridiplantae, Streptophyta, Magnoliopsida, Poales, Poaceae. The record is from RefSeq and is a predicted model, not a curated record.